Messenger RNA from Brassica napus (rape), 561 nucleotides. Its product is annotated as putative F-box/kelch-repeat protein At3g24610. NCBI's taxonomy places the organism in Eukaryota, Viridiplantae, Streptophyta, Magnoliopsida, Brassicales, Brassicaceae. The transcript has 3 exons. The record is from RefSeq and is a predicted model, not a curated record. Gene Ontology annotation, molecular function: protein binding. Bases 1 to 561 code for a protein of 186 amino acids.
AUGGACUCAUGGGAUCUAGGAAUGAAAAACGGUAAACGCACUUGGGAUGUCUGGUUCCUUGACUGUUUGUCUCACACAUGGCACAGCGUCCCGUCCAUGAAGAUGGCUCGUGCUUCAGCAUCGGUAAGCCUUGUAGACGAGGGGUGGGGGAUUGCCCAAACUGGGCAGACUCAAAAGAGUGUGGUGCUAGAUGAUAAUGGGACGAGUACGAUUUUUGCGGUGGAUGAGGAUGGUCAAAGCUUCUACAUCGUGCCAAGUGAUGGCAUAUCCCUUGGAGAAACAAAUUCUAAGCAGCCAGGACACCGAAAAGAUUGGUGUGUCAUUGGGAAAGAGUUACUGUUGUGCAACUCUGCCGGGAACAUUGUCAUAUUCUGGAACAAGCAGCUUGACGAUAUUGAGGGGAAUGUGGAGCUAUGGUGUGCUGAGAUUUCUGUGGAGAGACGCAAGGGAGGAGAGGUUUGGGGGAAGUGUGAGUGGUCCGAUGCUGUCGUCAAACUUUAUCCUGAUUUCUCACACGCAUAUACCGUUGAGGUCUUAUAUGCUGCUUCUGUCUAUGUCUGA